AUGUCGCAUAAGAUUGUCGUGCUUGGUAGUUCUGGUGUUGGAAAAACUUCUUUUAUAAAUUUAAUUUGUUCUAGGUCAGCUUCGAUUCCAUGUAGUACAGUUGGUUGCGCUGUUUCCGUUAUAGCUCAUCAGUACCGUGCAGGCAGUGCUGAAGAACAAACAGAAUUGAUAGAAUUAUGGGACAUAGGUGGAUCUUUAAUGCAUCAAAAAGCAUCUUCGGUUUUUCUUGAAGGUGCGACAGGUGCCAUUCUUGUGCACGACUUGAGUAACAGCAAAAGCGAACUGAGUUUGGUUCAAUGGCUUACGCUUAUUCGUGGUGAUAAUUCAUUAGCAUCAAAUCUUGUUUGUUCACCUAGCAUUAUUCGACCUCUUCUGUCAGAUAUCGAAAAUACUCCGAUUCCUACUCUCAUCGUUGGAUGUAAACUUGAUUUAGCACCAGGCAGGGCUAAACAGAGUGGUUAUGAUCGAAUUAACGUUGAUUGUCAUCGAGAAAUGCCCGCGGGUUCGACGAAUCGCAUUGUUAUCUCCAGAUUUUUCGAUUCUGUAGUCGAGCGUAAGAAAAAACCAAUAUCAGUUGGUCGCCGUCGACUUUUUUUAUAG
Molecule: messenger RNA, 600 nt
Organism: Dracunculus medinensis (Guinea worm)
Lineage: Eukaryota; Metazoa; Nematoda; Chromadorea; Rhabditida; Dracunculidae
Source: the annotation of a GenBank genome assembly